UGUCUUCACACAAAGUUUCCCCUCUAAUACAUACCCGCGCCCUCAAACACUCCCGCGCUCGCACACAUUCGCACACGCUCGCACACGUCCGUACAAUAGGUAUGUUAUAGAGCAAGCAAGUGUAGCAGUGUCGAGAUAUGCUUCUGGACUUGAGAACCCCUGGCAAGAAUUAGGUCUACAAGCAAUAUGGCUGAUCCAACGGCUAUUAUAUCCAUCAUCUCAAGCUUGGUGGCAGGUAUCGACAGCAGCGUCUCUCGCGUCAAGUUUAACAAGCGCAUCUGUGGACGACUGGCUAGAAAGUGCCGUUGGAUUGAGAAACGCCUGGAAAGCGGUGACCUGGGCUCUCCAGAUGAUCUUGCUCUGGUAGCACUCAAGGAGCUACUCGAGGAGUGUGCCAAGGAUCUGAAGAAGUUCGCAGGCUCUGGGUUCCUUAUGCGUAUUAUCAGAAGUGGUGGCAUCCCUGAGAUCUGUGAGAUACACAUGGGAGAGCUGGAUGACUGGGUAGGCAGAGCACAGAAGACGUCCCUCAAGGCCAAGGACGAUACCGACUCUGACCCGGAUGACGACGAGUUUGAUCAAGACGACGCCAUGAGAUACGACAUUAAAGUAUCCAAUAAUCAGCACGAUGCCAGGAAAGUAUUUCUUUCUACCUUGGCACCUCCCAGACUUCAAGAACGAGCAAUUGUAAAUCCGGACCACCUCGGCCAGGACAGAGAACUGGUCGGAACAUUCUUGUUUGGCAACAUCUACCGGGGAACGUACAAAGGAGAUGCUGUUUAUAUCCGGGAGAUAGGCAGCGAUAUCCACGAGGGAUAUAUCAAGAACAUCAAAGAUGGCAUCCUGCUGGCCCAGUGUCUCUCGGACUGCAGUAACAUCGUACGGAUUUAUGGCUUCUGCGGAGAUCGAACAAUUGUGACAGCCAUGCCUGCCAACGGACCCCUAAACGAGUACCCGGGCAAGCUGACUUCCCUUGAGAAGGUCACCAUUGCACGCAAGGUUGCCGAUGCACUGGUCUUUAUGUACGAUAUCAAGGCAAACGCAAAACGUGUCGUGCACAGAGAUAUCAGAGCCGCCAAUGUCUUGCUGACCGACAAGCUGGAGCCCAUACUUACAGGGUUCGAGCUAUGCAAGGAAGAGGGGUGUAUUACAGCCCAACGUCCCGCUGCGGAGGAAAGCAUCAAGAGAUGGUGGGCCCCUGAGAGGAUAGAAGAUUUUGGAACAUCUCCAGAGACGGACGUGUACUCGUUCGGUGUUCUCAUGUAUGAGAUCUCGACUGGCAAGGAGCCAGAACUUGGCGCAGAUCUUGUGGGGCUGGAGGGUAACAGGAUCUGUGCCGAAUACACCGCGCUGAUGCAAAAGUGUCUGCAGCGACGCAACAACGCGAGACCCAAGAUAGAUAAGGUAUACGAGGAGUUGUUAUCCAUAGAGACAGGUCUUGCGUAAAGGACCCAUAUUGAGUUGCCUCUAUACAUAUACCAAUAAAAGAGAAGGGAUUUCCGAACUGACCAAGAAGCAUCGUUGGGUACAGGGAUAUGCAGAACUUGAUACGACCCCAAAGAAAUGCGCUCAAUCAAAGACGCAGUUUAUCCAGGAUCUGUUUAGCUCAUAUUGCGCGACGAUCCCCCUCGUCAAUGGACGCGCGUG
Gamsiella multidivaricata is the source of this 1644-nucleotide messenger RNA. Its product is annotated as kinase-like domain-containing protein. NCBI's taxonomy places the organism in Eukaryota, Fungi, Mortierellomycota, Mortierellomycetes, Mortierellales, Mortierellaceae. Gene Ontology annotation, molecular function: ATP binding; protein tyrosine kinase activity. The transcript has 2 exons. The record is from RefSeq and is a predicted model, not a curated record. The coding region runs from base 187 to 1443 and encodes 418 amino acids. Gene Ontology annotation, biological process: cell surface receptor signaling pathway; protein phosphorylation.